AUGAACGGCGACACCUAUUCAUCUCGAGAUGGCCGUCAUGGUUCCUCUCGAGAUUAUCCUCGCGAUGAUCGUCGGGACCGAGGCGAUAGAGGUGAUAGAAGAGAACGAAGACGAAGUAGAUCACCUCGUCGAUCGCAUCGCGACGCGAGAGAUGAAGACGCAUACGCAUCUAGCCGCAGCCAUCGAGACCGCGAGCGCGAAGAUCGCUACGGAGGAGGAGGAGGAGCUGGUGGUGGCGGUGGUGGUGGUGGUGGUGGACGCGACCGUAGAGACCGCGAAUGGGAUCGCGACCGCGGUUCGAGAAGGGAUAACCGCCGCGACGACCCUGGCCGACCACCUCGACGCGAUCGCGACUUAUUCGAGGAUCGACGUGGCGAUAGACGGGAUCGUGAGAGAAUCGAGCGAAACCGAGACGACGAUCUGUUUGCGCAGAAUCGACGCGGACGAAGUCCCACACCGCCGCCGAAAAAACGCGAACCGACUCCAGACUUGACAGACAUUAUCCCCGUUCUAGACCGCAAGCGACGUAUGACCCAAUGGGAUAUCAAACCUCCAGGUUACGAGAAUGUCACCGCCGAACAAGCUAAACUAUCUGGAAUGUUCCCCCUACCGGGCGCGCCGAGACAGCAGCCCAUGGACCCUACAAAACUACAAGCUUUCAUGAAUCAACCAGGCGGUGCGGUGAACAGCGCAGCACUGAAGCCAGGUAAUUCCCGGCAAAGCAAGCGGCUUAUUGUCUACAACCUUCCUCCGGGAUCAACCGAAGAAAGUGUCAUGAGCUUCUUCAACCUCCAAUUAAAUGGAUUAAAUGUUAUUGAGAGUACCGAUCCAUGUGUUCUAUGUCAAAUUUCCAAGGACCAGACGUUUGCUCUUCUCGAAUUCCGACAUGCUUCGGAAGCUACUGUUGCCCUUGCUUUCGAUGGUAUCUCAAUGGAGGCAGAUGAUCCUAUGAACGGCACUGCUAAUGGCAGUGGGCGUGGCUUGAAGAUACAACGACCGAAAGACUAUAUUGUGCCAGCCAUUGCCGACGAUGCCCCGUACAAACCUGGUGUCGUUUCGAACGUGGUUAUUGACACGCCGAACAAGAUAAGCAUUGGAAACCUACCCCCUUACUUGACCGAGGACCAAGUCAUGGAGCUUUUGACCUCGUUUGGCGAGCUUAAGGCGUUGGCUUUGGUUAAAGAUACGGGUACCGAUGAAUCUCGCGGUGUUGCGUUUUGUGAAUUCGUCGACCCUGCAGCGACGGACAUCGCUAUUCAGGGUCUGAAUGGCAUGGUUAUCGGCGAUAAAAACCUCAAGGUGAGAAAGGCCAGUAUUGGUAUCACCCAAGUAGCUGGUGUCGAAAUGGGUGUGAAUGCCAUGUCCAUGUUGGCGGGAACUACUGCCAGCGACUCAGAGGAAUCCCGGGUCUUGCAGCUACUCAACAUGGUAACACCGGAAGAACUAAUGGACAGCGAAGAUUACCAAGAAAUAUGCGAAGAUGUCCAGGAGGAAUGUUCUAAAUUUGGCCAGAUCAUUGACCUCAAGGUUCCUCGACCUACUGGUGGCAGCCGACAAUCUGCUGGAGUUGGUAAGAUUUAUGUUAAAUACGAUACAACAGCAUCCGCAAAGAAAGCCUUACAGGCCCUUGCUGGCCGAAAGUUUGCCGACAGAACCGUGGUAACGACGUACUUUCCAGAGGAGAACUUCGAGGUUGGAGCUUGGUAA
Molecule: messenger RNA, 1707 nt
Organism: Hypoxylon trugodes
Lineage: Eukaryota; Fungi; Ascomycota; Sordariomycetes; Xylariales; Hypoxylaceae
Exons: 5
Coding region: 1-1707 (568 amino acids)
Biological process (GO): mRNA processing
Cellular component (GO): nuclear speck; U2AF complex; nucleus
Molecular function (GO): pre-mRNA 3'-splice site binding; poly-pyrimidine tract binding
Source: RefSeq, a predicted model, not a curated record